Dentiscutata erythropus is the source of this 185-nucleotide messenger RNA. The record is from the annotation of a GenBank genome assembly. NCBI's taxonomy places the organism in Eukaryota, Fungi, Glomeromycota, Glomeromycetes, Diversisporales, Gigasporaceae.
GGCGUAAGGAACCUCUACGAAUAGGUACCACAUUUCCAUUGAUAGAUUCGCGUAAAUUUGUGACUGAAUUUGAUUUCGAAAUUGAAGAAUCCCGAAGACUUGUUGAAUUUGAGGAUCGUGUCGAUGAGGCCAGUGAUUCUCUUGAUGUUCUCAAAAAAAGAUUAGAGUCAUCAAUGAUAGGUUGA